Rhincodon typus (whale shark) is the source of this 3851-nucleotide messenger RNA. Its product is annotated as homeobox protein cut-like 1. Gene Ontology annotation, biological process: regulation of DNA-templated transcription. The transcript is spliced from 2 exons. The coding region runs from base 2 to 1048 and encodes 348 amino acids. Lineage: Eukaryota; Metazoa; Chordata; Chondrichthyes; Orectolobiformes; Rhincodontidae. The record is from RefSeq and is a predicted model, not a curated record. Gene Ontology annotation, molecular function: DNA-binding transcription factor activity, RNA polymerase II-specific; DNA binding.
CAUGAAACGCCGACAUAGCUCAGUGAGUGACGGUCACGGUAGUGACUCCUCAGUUGCUGGACUUGACUACAGUCAGAGCGCCAGUCCCCAGCCACAGGUUCAUCUGAAGAAGCCCAGAGUGGUGUUGGCCCCUGAAGAGAAAGAAGCUUUGAAGCGAGCUUACCAGCUAAAGCCAUAUCCAUCCCCAAAAACUAUUGAAGAACUUGCUGCUCAGUUGAAUCUGAAAACCAGCACUGUCAUCAAUUGGUUUCAUAACUACAGGUCCCGCAUUCGAAGGGAGCUAUUCAUUGAGGAAGUGCAGGCAGGGCCUCAUGGUCAAACGGGAUCUAGUGGCUCUCCAUCUGUCAGAGGAAGUAGGACAGGUCACAGCUCAGAAGGAGAAAGCUGUGACGGAGGAGACUUGGAAGCAGUGACUGAAGAAAAGGAUAAUGCCAUGGGAAUGGAAAAUUACAGCACAGGGUGUGUAACCCCGAAGGAAGGGCAGAUAGAGUCGGUUUGUGAUGAAGAUAUCGAGUCUGUUGUGCAGCCUGACAUUAAAGAUGCCACAGCGAUUGACACAAAGGACUUGUCCCAUUUAGAAGGAGAUGCCAUGGUCUCUCCUAACGCUGAGAGUGAAGAUGAGGGCAUCCCGAAGCAUCCAGGCCGAAAUAAGAGAUUACAGCGAGAAGCACAUGUGUCAGGAACAUCCCUGGAGGAGUUCCAAAAAAGCCAGCCCUCGGCCCAAUCAGUUGUAGAAGAGGAUAACUCUACCUCAUCCGCCUCCACGUCGGCAACUGUAGCAGAGACCUCCCGAGAUUUGAAAGAAGAUACCUCUUUGGUGCAGCAGGCAAGCAUUGGACAGAACACAGGUUGUGGGGGCACCACGUCCUCUUCCACAAAAGGCUUCCAGAAAGGCCUGUUCAACUUUUCUGACACAUCCUCGCCUGCCCAAAAAACAAGUCUGCGUGAGAACAGUUUAAGGCGUAAGAAAGCAGCAAACUUGAACAACAUUAUUCAUCGUUUGGAGAAAGCUGCAAGUCGCGAAGAGCCCAUUGAAUGGGAAUUUUGAGAUUAAAUUAUUAAUUAUGCACAACUCCUGAGAGUUAGGUAUUAAAAGACCUUGGACAUUCUUUACUCAUUUUAUCCUGUCACGCACUUAAUGCCCUGCAGGCCACAGGGCAAAAAUGCCAUAGGCCAAGGUGCAUAUAGAAAAGGAGAGCAUUAAGUUCCGUUCAUCAUUGCAUUUUCAAAGCGAGAGUUGAAACAUGCAGUUAAGCUUUUGUACCCUGAAGUGUUUUUGUGUCAUGACUGAUUUUCAAACUGUCUGGGAUUAACUGUUACAGCUUUGCCUUCUCCCUCCGCCAAGUGGGCUUCAAGCAGCGACACCCAUCGGCUAAAGAGGGGUCUCCUUUGCCAUAAAAUGGCAGCAGAGCGAUAUUACACUAUUAACUUCUUAACCAGAAAAAGAUUGGAGAGUUUUCAAAUGACUAGAAUUUUGUAGCUGUUCAGUUGCCACUGAGAGAUUGCACAGUCAUCUGACUCUAAACACACUAGUUUGGUUUCUUAGAUAUUUUGAGAAUUCUUGCUGUUUUAAACUUUGAAAGAGGAAAAAAAACACAUUUAGUCCACUUAUUUUUUAAAAAAAGGUCACGUUAAAAAAAAAUUUGUCAAAAAAGAUGUGGUAGGUGAGUUAGUGUUUUCUUGUAUGUGAAUUUAGAAUAAUGAUAUGUAGUGCACAUUGUUUCAUAGCUUUAACUGACUCUGGUUUCUCUGCAGGCCAGGGUUUGUUUAAUACACUCCAUUUUAGGCCAAAUCAGGACAAGAUCUGAACCUAGGUAUUUUGUAACCUGCUUUUUAACCUCUAAACCACAAAGCACGCUGAUCAGACCUCAUAUUGUCUUUAUAUGUGUGUGAGAGAGUGUGAGAGAGCGAAAGUUGUAUAUGCGUGAAUUCUUAGGUCUGACUGAUUUCAUAUGUACCAAUGCACAUUUAAAGUGCGUUACUGCCACCCUUUUCUCAAUAAGCUGUGUCAUCAGUAAGGCAUGUAUGAGUUAGCUUGUCACAAGUUACAUAUUUUUUUCUUGCCAUAUCUUUAAUUAAAACUAACAGUAGAUGAUUUCAGUAUACAAGAAUAUUUUUGUGCUUAUUUAUAGGUGCUUUUUUUUUUCUAUCCAUUGUUAGGAAGGGAUGAAAGGGAGCAAGUCUUGUUCUAGAGGGUCAGACUGCCGGCAGUAUUUGGGAUAUUUUACAAGUUUCACUGGAUAAAUAUUGGCUCCUUGACAUCUUUCAAGCUCCAAAAUAUUGAUUAGACGUUGUUUGUCAGUGUAAAUUGCAUCAUGAUUUUUGUGUUUGUCUUCUAGGUCAGAAUCCAUUGAAGUAACUGUGUAGCACAAUCAUAACCUGUCAUUUUAAUUAUAAUAUAUGAAUUCUGUUUUCUAUAAUAAUUAUGGUUGAGGAGUUAUAUACCUGAUAUUGCACCGCAGUGAGUUGUGUGUAGUUUUGUAGCAGAUUAUGACUGUUUAUAGGGAAAACUGCAUUACCUGCAUGAUAUGUUAAAUAAUCAUUAUACUUCACACAUAAACUGUACAUGUAGAUUGAGCACUUAGCUGUUAAGUACAGGUGGUGCUGAUUCAACUCCAGCUAGUCAUAGGGAAGGGCUCUAGGAGGCUGCCAGGCAGUAAGUUAGAAUGAAUCCUUCAAAUACAUGAUCACAAGAGAGCAUUCCUCAAUAUCAAGCUGUAUAUGAUGAAUAGGGCAAGUUUCAAUUACUUUUGAUCUCCCAGGCUCAUUCACCAGCCACGUCCAAAAAGAUGAAUAGGACACAGAAACUACUCUUUUGCUCUGUUGGGCAGUGCUGAGUAAUGGUCAGGGAUAAUCUUGAUAUUUCCCUUUCUCCUGUUGAGGAGUACACUCCGUAAUAAGAUUUGCCCAAAGAUCAGAAUCUCAUUGAAUCAGAAAACUGACCAUGUGUUUCCGUCCCAUUCUGACCUCUGUCUUGCCCACUACACACAACUGCCCUAGUUAACCAGAGAACAAAAGGUAACACUGCAGUUCAUUAGCACAGUAGUUUUCUGCCGUAGGACUACUUUUAUCAUAAAAAGUCUUUGCACUUGAGACUGUGGUAAACAAAAUGGUAAUCAAACAGAAUAUUUCAGAACAAUUGACACUUACCACACUCAGUUUUCUGUUUCCUACCCUCUCUAACACAAGCAUUAAACUACUGCUCCUUGUAAUUCUGCACCGUAAUUUGCAUAUCACUUAAACAUAAUUUUGCACAAUAUAAUAUAGUUGGAAGUCAGCCCUUGGUUGCAGAUGAGGAAGGCUGUUGCCAGACAUUGUGCCCGAGUUUGCACCCUUAUGAAGAAAGGGAGGAGGAUCAGGGACCAGGCCCAUGUUCUUGACAAUGUUCUCAUUUUGCUAACUUGGCAAAAAAAAAAAUUCAUAAGUAAAUUUUAGUAAAUAUUUUUGAGGAAUGGUAAUCUACCCACCUUUUUCAUCCUCUCCUAAAGCACUCAUGUCCCUUCUUAACAUUGUCUACUUUGUAAUGUGUGUAUAAGACUGGACAACUCAGGAAAUUAAAACUUAAUUGGAACAUAAUAUAAUCAAUGUAAAUGUAACUUGAAGCUUCAGAUUUUGAUACUGUUUCUUAGAAUGUAAUAACUUUAUCCCAGGAACGUUUACAGAAGUGUAUGUUUCUGCAGGGCCCACGCAAGGGAUUUAAAAAUAGCUGUACAAUUGUCCCAUAGCCACUGUAACACAGCGAUUGUUACAAAAACUUGGAAAAUAUCAAAAGCUGACAACUUGCUGAGAUAAAUAGAGCAAUGUGUGUGCACGUUAUUCUUUACAACAUUGUCUAUAUAGCCUACAUAGAC